AUGAAUUCGGCCGCCAUCCACUCGGCCAAACUCAUCGCCGAGUUUGAAAAGGAGCAAGAAGCUUCGCUCCCACCACCGCCACGCUAUCCGUCCGAGUUCCCCUUCGGUGCUCCGGCAGCCGGUCCGUUUGGCGGGGCGAGUGCGGCUAACUUCGGGAGCAACACCAUGACCAGCUUUGCAGACGCCCAAGCUGGCCACGCCACCGACGAUGGCGCGCCCAGCUACCAGCCACGCAGGCUGACCGACUACGACUACCCGGGCGGCUGGGGCGCACAGACGUUCAGCGGUGUGGGUGGGCUGACGCAGGACAGCGCCUCGCGCGUCGCCACGCUCCAGGCCAAGCUCAACCAGCGUCUGGGGCCCGAGUACCUCUCGCAACGCCCUGGGCCGGGGGGAAGCAAGAAGCUCACGUACAUCGAAGGCUGGAAGCUCGUCGACCUGGCCAACGAGGUGUUUGGCUUCAAUGGAUGGGCUACCACCAUCCAGAAGCUCGAGAUCGACUUUUUGGACUCGCCCGACGGCAUGCGCUGGAAUGCAGGCGUUACGUGUAUCGUGCGUGUCACGCUGCGCGAUGGCGCGUUCCACGAAGAUGUCGGGUACGGCAGCGCGGAUAACGCGCGCCAGAAACACGCAGCGAUUGAGAAGGGAAAGAAGGAGGCGGUGACCGAUGCGACCAAACGAGCACUCAAGAACUUUGGCAAGUUGCUGGGCAAUUGCACCUACGACCAUCAGUACUCGACCCAUGCACUCAAGGUUACGAAUCCACCGCCCAAGUUCGAUCCGGCAGAGCUGCAUCGUCGCCCGGAACUUAGGCCUCCGCCUCCACCGCAGCCGCAGCCACCACAGCCGCACGUGCAGACUGAGCAACCGCCGAGAAAGCUUCCGCCUGCUCCGGCACCUGCGUCGGCAACAAACACCACCGCCGAGCGCGCUGCAUCCACCACCAACGGCGCGGCGGAGGCUUGCACAGCUGCCGCGGCGCCUGCUGCUGUACGUCCUGUCGUGGUUGUCGCAGAGAACGCCAUGGACGACGCAUCGAAAGAUGCGGUGUCGGAGCGUCAGCAGCGGUCCAUGCUCGCGCGCCAGGCGUACCUCGAGCGCCAACAGGCGGAAGCACGCAAGCACGCCACGCCUGCCGCGCCGCGCGCCGAGAUCGCGCCGAGCUCCGACUCGUUCGACGACAAUCUGCUGGACGAGCUCGCGUACGACGAAUCAGCACUGGCCGAUGCCGAAGCCGCGUCGCACGCGCUCGAGAUGCAGAUCGACCAGCCGCGUCGAUCCGACGACUCUUCCUUCAUCGGUGCUGAUGAUAGCGGCGUGGCGUUUGCGGCCGAGCAGAGUACGGUGACGAUCAAGCUGGAAAAGGCGCGCGAGGUGGAGAUGCGCAGGUCGACGAGUCCGGUCAAGCAGGUCAAGACGGAUGCGGUGCUGCCGCGGCGCGCGGGGAGUGUGGGGCGGUUCGUCUCGCCUCCCCCCGCCCCCGCACCAAGAAUGCGCAAUGGAGCAACGAGCUUGUCUGCUGCAUCGUCGGCGGGUCGUGCAGCAGCGGCAGGUGGGCCGAGGAGGUUCGCUAGUGCGUUGGGUGCGGGCGUGGGCGUCGAGGGCACAGUGUCGCGCGAGGCGGGCAGAGCGAUGGGCGAGCUGGUCAACCAUGCCUAUGUGCCGCAAGAGGCGAGGGGCGUAAAGAGACCCAGCGAGGCACCCGCCGAACGAAGCGUCCCACCUGCCCCGCCGUCGGUCAACGCCACACGGCCGUCGUAA
Moesziomyces antarcticus is the source of this 1761-nucleotide messenger RNA. RefSeq names its product rad52/22 double-strand break repair protein. The transcript has a single exon. The coding region runs from base 1 to 1761 and encodes 586 amino acids. Gene Ontology annotation, biological process: mitotic recombination; double-strand break repair via single-strand annealing; double-strand break repair via homologous recombination. NCBI's taxonomy places the organism in Eukaryota, Fungi, Basidiomycota, Ustilaginomycetes, Ustilaginales, Ustilaginaceae. The record is from RefSeq and is a predicted model, not a curated record. Gene Ontology annotation, cellular component: nucleus.